AUGAAUGACGCUGAACGCAGGCCUGUUAGUGCCGUCGUUGUCGAGGAGGAGGGAGGGGAUUUCAGUGAGUGCAGCGACUUUCCGUGGAUCAAAUUGUGUCGAGCGCUUGCUGUUCGAUCCGUUUUAGGCUCUCUUGGAUAUACUGGAGACCAGGGCGAUGUCGACCGUGGAUAUCUCGCCCACCGCGAGUCGUAUCGUCGCAACGUCGCUCUCUUGGCCCUGGCACGACGCCUCUAUUGCGCAAACGACGCCGUUACCUACCCCACCGGUGCAUCCUCGGGUGAAGUCAUUCAACCACGAAUCGACGAUGUCGAAGGCCGUCGUCGCGCCUUCAAGCGCGUUGCCACCGAGGCGGCUGCGCUUGCGAGGGCCGGGGGGGUGAAAGGGGUUAUGAAUUUGAACAAUGAAAUAGCUGUGAACGUCAUUAGGAAUCUCGAAAUCGUGCUUGAGUAG
Molecule: messenger RNA, 453 nt
Organism: Psilocybe cubensis
Lineage: Eukaryota; Fungi; Basidiomycota; Agaricomycetes; Agaricales; Agrocybaceae
Exons: 3
Coding region: 1-453 (150 amino acids)
Source: RefSeq, a predicted model, not a curated record